GGAAGUGAAACAAUAUUAGGCCUACAUUAGUUAUUGCAUUAGUUAUCAACAGGAGAUCACAUAGUAUAGCCUACUAUGUGUGAGAGUUCAGUUUUGGGGAACUGUUUUCCCCCCAUCAGAGUCAGAAACUAAUAAAUGCCUUAGGACAGAUCUUUUUUUUUUGUUUGUUUUUAACUAUUUGGUGUAGUCUGAAGUUAUGGGUUAAGUUAGAAGUUAGGCUAUUUUGGCUAUUUUGGCUCAAAUGUUUAGUGUCUAUGGGAUCAAAUAAUAUAAUCAUGAUCCCAUAGGCAUCCAGGAAUUGAGCGAAACUUACCAAGUAAACUAAAGAUGUGGUGGGGAAGGGGGCACCAUUUUCCAAGCUUUGUCUGCAAGGAGGCCCGCAAUCUCAGACUUUGAAAACCCUUGAUUUAAAUUACGUCUGCUCCCUCUUCCUCAUUGUAAAAUCCACAAUAUUUGUACUGGAGAACUGUAUUCAUAUCAUGCUUGGUUUCCAAACUUAUGUCACAAAAUCCUUCUUGUAUAGGUACACAUUUUAUACUCAGAUUUAAAGCGAGCACAGAUAAACGAUCCCGCUUUGACAGAUGAAUUCUAAAACUGACAGGUGAACUCUGCACAUAACAUCAUUCUGCACAGUGUUUGCCUUAAAUCUGGAGUGGAGUAACAAUGAGCAAAACAAAUUUUCAGUGGCCAGGGUAUCUUUUAAAUAGCUUUUACCCUAGUUAUUAAAGUCAUUGAUUUUCUUUCAGUCUGAUGCAUUCAUUCAUGAUGAAAUGUAAAUUAAAAUACCUUGAUAACACAUCUCUUAGAGUUACAGAAUCCCUACUCAAGUCAGAGCACAAAGUCUGCUGUCUGAUUAAAACUACGCUAAGGACGAUAAUUUACACAAAAGUACACACAACAAACUACAUAUGAUUCUGUUAUUAAUAACCUUUUUACACCUCCCAUACCAAUUAGCCAUUAUACUUGUGUCCUCAAGUGUGGGUGCGACUUCUCUUUUCUGGAAACAGGAAGGACAUGAGCCAAAACCUUAUAAGCGAGAGCUUUGACAUCAGUUAGUGAGUUUUCACCCUGACAACAUGUGCACUGGAAAAUGCUCCCGUUGCAUUGCCUACACUCUGUACCCAUUAGUGGUCAUAGCCAUCAUCUGUAACAUAGUGUUGUUCUUUCCCGGAGGGGACAUCAAGUACGCCAAAGAUGGACACAUUGCCGAGGAGGUGAAAUACAUGGGGGGACUCGUUGGAGGGGGUUUACUGGUGUUGAUCCCAGCACUUUACAUCGGCUUGACUGGAGAAGAGGGCUGCUGUGGAAAUCGCUUUGGGAUGUUCUUAUCCAUUGUAUUUGCUGCAGUGGGUGUGGCCGGUGGCCUUUACAGUGCCUUUGUAGCGGUGCUUGGUUUGAGUAACGGGCCCCUCUGCAAAGUUGGUGAUGAAUGGACAACACCUUUUAAAAACAGUGAUUUUUCCUACCUGACUGAUGACAAGUUGUGGGGAAACUGCAUAGAGCCUAAGAACGUGGUGCAGUUCAACGUUGGAUUGUUCAUCAUUCAGAUAGCAGUCAGCAGCCUGCAGGUGAUUCUCUGCGCCAUUCAGAUGAUCAACGGCCUCUUUGGCUGCCUGUGUGGAACCUGCAACGACAAAGAGGAACCAUGGUCAGGAAGCUCUGAUCGUGUACAAUUAUACUACAUCUGAAAAGACGACUGUUGCCGAGACUAGUGUUCCUGAGUGAAUCUGUAUAAAACAUUCACUUUGAAAUUGUUGCAGUCUCUGACAACAGAUUUUAACAUUUUAUGUAUAUUUUAUGAUGCUCCACAUGGUUGCAACGCAUUAGUUUAUGUUGUGAAAUAAGCACAGUUUCAGGAAUAACUCAUGCUAAUUAUACUCUAAAGUGGUUUUCGAAAUACAAGCUGCUGAUCCCCUGCUACAGCUCUUUGUUGUGUUUUAUCACAUUUAGCAUUUUACUGUAAUAUUAACUGUUUGGCUUAUACAUUUCAGGCAAAAUAAUAAAUACCACGCCUUCUUCUUCAGUAACACGUUUUAUGUUGAUUGUAUGAUUACAAUAAAUGUCACUCAAUACUGUU
Molecule: messenger RNA, 2077 nt
Organism: Micropterus salmoides (largemouth bass)
Lineage: Eukaryota; Metazoa; Chordata; Actinopteri; Centrarchiformes; Centrarchidae
Product: transmembrane 4 L6 family member 4-like
Exons: 5
Coding region: 1077-1688 (203 amino acids)
Cellular component (GO): membrane
Source: RefSeq, a predicted model, not a curated record